This is a messenger RNA of Suricata suricatta (meerkat), 1228 nucleotides long. RefSeq names its product actin related protein 2/3 complex subunit 1B (gene ARPC1B). Gene Ontology annotation, biological process: Arp2/3 complex-mediated actin nucleation. Gene Ontology annotation, molecular function: actin filament binding. The transcript has 9 exons. The record is from RefSeq and is a predicted model, not a curated record. NCBI's taxonomy places the organism in Eukaryota, Metazoa, Chordata, Mammalia, Carnivora, Herpestidae. Gene Ontology annotation, cellular component: Arp2/3 protein complex; actin cytoskeleton. The annotation marks the transcript as partial.
CGGGAGGCCCCGCCCCCCGCCCACGAGGAAGUGGCUGCUGAGCCGCGAGGGGCCCAGAGCCGGUUCGGCGCGUCGACUGCCCAGAGUCCGCGGCCGGGGCGCCCCGAGGAGCUGAGCGGCCAUGGCUUACCACAGCUUCCUCGUGGAGCCCAUCAGCUGCCACGCCUGGAAUAAGGACCGCACCCAGAUUGCCAUCUGCCCCAACAACCACGAGGUGCACAUCUAUGAGAAGAGCGGGACCAAGUGGGUCAAGGUGCACGAGCUCAAGGAGCACAAUGGGCAGGUGACAGGCAUCGACUGGGCCCCCGAGAGUAACCGGAUCGUGACCUGUGGCACAGACCGCAACGCCUAUGUGUGGACACUGAAGGGCCGCACAUGGAAGCCCACGCUGGUCAUUCUGCGGAUCAACCGGGCUGCCCGCUGUGUGCGCUGGGCCCCCAACGAGAACAAGUUCGCUGUGGGUAGUGGCUCCCGUGUCAUCUCCAUCUGCUAUUUUGAGCAGGAAAAUGACUGGUGGGUGUGCAAGCACAUCAAGAAGCCCAUCCGCUCCACGGUCCUGAGCCUGGACUGGCACCCCAACAAUGUGCUCCUGGCCGCGGGCUCCUGUGACUUCAAGUGCCGGAUCUUCUCAGCCUACAUCAAGGAGGUGGAAGAGCGGCCAGCACCCACCCCGUGGGGCUCCAAGAUGCCAUUUGGGGAGCUCAUGUUUGAGUCCAGCAGUAGCUGUGGCUGGGUGCAUGGCGUCUGCUUCUCAGCCGGUGGCAGCCGCGUGGCCUGGGUCAGCCACGACAGCACCGUGUGUCUGGCCGAUGCCGACAAGAAAAUGGCCGUCGCAACUCUGGCCUCUGAAACACUGCCGCUGCUGGCCCUGACCUUUAUCACGGAGAACAGUCUGGUGGCAGCGGGCCACGACUGUUUCCCAGUACUGUUUACCUACGACAGCGCCACGGGCACACUGAGCUUCGGCGGGCGGCUGGAUGUGCCCAAGCAAAGCUCUCAGCGUGGCCUGACGGCCCGCGAGCGCUUCCAGAACCUGGACAAGAAGGCGAGCUCGGAGGGUGGUGCGGCUGCCGGCUCGGGCCUGGACUCGCUGCACAAGAACAGUGUGAGCCAGAUCUCGGUGCUCACCGGGGGAAAGGCCAAGUGCUCCCAGUUCUGCACCACGGGCAUGGAUGGCGGCAUGAGCAUCUGGGACGUGAAGGUAAGGCCUGUCCCACUGUGGCCCUUC